Molecule: messenger RNA, 1063 nt
Organism: Hippocampus comes (tiger tail seahorse)
Lineage: Eukaryota; Metazoa; Chordata; Actinopteri; Syngnathiformes; Syngnathidae
Product: box C/D snoRNA protein 1-like
Exons: 7
Coding region: 136-978 (280 amino acids)
Biological process (GO): maturation of LSU-rRNA from tricistronic rRNA transcript (SSU-rRNA, 5.8S rRNA, LSU-rRNA); snoRNA localization; box C/D snoRNP assembly
Cellular component (GO): nucleus; pre-snoRNP complex
Source: RefSeq, a predicted model, not a curated record
CUUUCAGAUCCUGUGAACCUGUUAAAGCAACCAUACUUGUGAUAUUUUAAGGCUAGGAUUAAUCAGUACUUGCCUUUUGACUGCUUCAGGCAAGGCAAGGGCAAGGCAAAGAAAUUGAUAGUCAAUGCCAGAAAGAUGAACAUCACAUUGAGAACCCUCCCCAGCACCUUUACCAAGAGUAAGGAAAACUCCACCAUCUUCAAUUCAAGGGAAAAACUGUUUCUGUGGCACUUGAAGAUUGUGUUCCCUCAGAGUAAUACAGAAUUCAGCCAGAAAAGGGUAUGUGACAGGCUAAGUUUAGAAGAGAUCUUGAUGCCUUAUAUACACCCGACAGAGUCAGACCCUAUAAUACGCCAGAAGUUGAAGAGGUAUGUACAUGCCCCAAUUGAGGACGUCAAUGUUUUCAUGAAGGCAGAAGAACUGAAAGCAAAUUCAGUCAGGUACCACAAAUUGGAUUUACAGAAGAGCCUAAGAGACAACCUGCGCAACAAAAUAUUGAUUGAGUAUCCUUUACUCCAUGUUGUACUGAGCGAUCAUUGGAACGACUUUCCACUGAAAGAACCAGCUGAGCCUGCGUCCGCCAACGAUAAAUAUGCAACAAAGGGUGUCGCUGUGGACCACGCAAACGAGGACCUCGCCCUAUGUUCCCCAUCUCUGCCUCGGUCUCACACCACAAGAGGAAACGUCUUCACAGCCUUGAGGUCCAGCCCCGAAUCACUGCCCCCACAAGAAAAAAGGCUUAGGAGAGAAUUAGGGGAGGAAGAACUAGAAGAAGGAGAGAUUGCAGAGAGUGAGGAUGAAGAGGAUAAGGGAGAAAAUAUUGGUAAAAAUAGCACAUUAAAUCAGACAUGUGAUGGUGCCACAAGCAAAGAUGAGCUCGUAGAUGAAGGUACCGCUAAUUGUAUUAACAAAGAUUUAUCAAGUGUUGUCAACAGUAUGACUGCCAGAGAAAGUGCAGAGGUGAGCAUGACUGAAUGACACAUACAUUGGCAGAUACUUGGAAUUGAAAAUCAGCUUUGUCCAAGCUCAACAUUGUGUUGUCCUGAUUUUUCUUUUUUUUUUU